Messenger RNA from Pocillopora meandrina, 3385 nucleotides. Lineage: Eukaryota; Metazoa; Cnidaria; Anthozoa; Scleractinia; Pocilloporidae. The record is from the annotation of a GenBank genome assembly.
GGAUGGUAUCGUUUUGUGGGAGCUGCAGGAACAAAAAUGCCAACAACGCGUGUGUCAGUAUUCAAAUGUGGUACAAAAUUCCCGGGCUGGUUGGAUGGUGCUCAUCCUACUGUGAAAGAUGGUGAAGUUUAUGGGAAGGUCUGCUUUAAUGAUCACUCUAAAGGUUGCUAUCGCACUACCCAAAUUUCUGUGAAGAACUGCUCAUCCUACCAUAUCUACAAACUUUAUCAGACGUCCAAGUGUCCUUUGCGCUGCUGUGGCACAGACUGAAUAUGCAGGGAGGAGUUUCCAUAGUAAUAGGAUUCAUAAUCGUUGUAUUUUAGGGCCUUGGCGUCGCGAUGUUUAAUAUUUGGUAGAUUUUUACGCUGAUGUCGCCUGGUAAAUGCUAUCAUUAAAAAAGAAAAAAAUUAUAUGCAAUGAUAAUAAGGACUCAUGACAAAGAAAAGAACUUAUUUCGGAAAAUAGACGUGUCAUUCUCGCUGUAUGCGUUAUCGAAAAGUAGGUUAAUAAAGUUUUCAAUGCGGUCCAAUUCUAAAAUUUUAAAUAACUUAUGACAGUACCUUCCGCUGUUACUUCUUAUAUUUAUCCCUAUAUCUGAGCAUGAUAUUUCCUUUUAAAACAAAAUUACAAUCAAAGACGAGUAGGCAACGGUGUUACGACUUAAAAAGAGUCACAAGAAAGAUUUGAGAGUCAUCAAAAAAACAACCCGCAAUGCUUCAGUGCCAGAUUUCUUAACAAAGCUUAACGAACAUUAUUCGAUGCUUUCUUUCUACUGCAGUAGCAUCCAUUUGAACAGAAGACCUGUAAAUAAAUAAAUAAAUAAAUCCGUUGCUGUUCCAUUACUUAAAAACCAUUAGGGCCUAGAAAAGAACCCUUCGAGGAGGGGCAGGUGAUACAUUUUUUGAUAGUCCUACCAUGCUUGGAGACAUGUAACAAAAUUUUACAAAUAAUUCAUCUUAAUAUACCUAUGCCUCUUAGAGAAGAAAACUCGAGAAAAGAAGAAACCACUUGAUCAGUUACGGUCGUUAUUGGUUAGACUCGGCCCAGAGAGAAGGGGAUCUUAGUUCAAUAUGAUUGGAAAGACCAUAAUUCAUUUCAGUACGACAGUUAACGUUGGGAUUUUCGGUUGCUAUUCACAUAAGUUAAGAAUGUUCAGAAAUACAGAAAAUCUGGUAACUUUUCAUCUCUAAAAUUGUUAUUGCGAUAACAAAUAGUUUAAUGAGUGAAUGAAUAAAUGAUAGAAAUAAGACAUAUUGCAUUUUACCACAUUUUUUUUCGUUAAUAAUCUAUUUGCGUGUAUACGGCACUAAGUCAACGACUACGCUAAAUUAAAACAGUAGCUGACGCUGCAUCUUUUGCAAACUUUAAUUCACCAUUACGACAACCGAGAGCGUGUGUCCCAUGGUAGCCAACUUAACGUGAUUAGUGUCGGAGGGAAGUUUAAUUUUCCAUCAUGCUUCCACAGCAAAUAAUUAUAAUCAAUCUCAGUGAAGUUGCAAAUGACUAUUAGCCGUAGUCUCGCGCGCUGACUCCGAUCCUGACUCGCGUAUUUUACAUGCUGGCUCCCCCCCAAAAAAAAUUACUGAAAGUGGAUCGAUCCGUAAGGCGGAAAGAAAAACAUGGCUGUCGAAAUGACAGCUUUCCUUGCGUUUGCACGCCACCUUUGAUGUUCACAGUGAUAUCAUGUUAAAUCUACUCCAUUUAUUUUGAUUACAAGCGACUUAAAUUCAUGUUGUUGCCAAACGAAAUUUGUAAAAAAAAUCCUCUCGUCUAAUUUUUUUUGUGAAUAACGAAUGGGGAUUCUUACCUAAAAAAACAUCAAACAUCACAGACAUGAAACGUGCGUAUAUUGUUGAAUUAGCAGUCCUAUUGAGUCCACAAUUACCGCUGCUAGACCCCAGUCUUUAAUAUAAACGCGUCGGUUUGUAUUGAUUAAUGCAUUACUGAAUAAUGGUGGUCGAUCGACUUAAAUUUAUGUUGCAUUGAAAACAUAAAUUCUAAAGUGCACUGUCUGACGAAUCAUGGAAUAUUUUCAACACUAAUAUCGACAUCAGUGACCUAGCCCUAUAGUUCAUUUCUACUUUCUAUUAUUUGAUGAUUUCACCAAAAUUCUCCAAGGCUUACAAAAAUUGAUUCAAGUAAUGGUUUUUUUCGACAUGUAAACUAUGUUGACUUUUACAUGAGGAGAGCUAUAAAAUGUAGAUAGGGGAUGAAUGUAUGACCAUAAUAAAAUAAAAAAAUCAUAGAAAAGAGGAAAGACCAUAAGACAAUUGUUUAACGCCUUCCUUCGCCGGAGAAAAUGCAAGUUGAAAAAAAGGUUUGACCCUAAAUUGAUACGUUUCGAAUGAUAUACUGCAUGAUGUCAGACAAGAAUGGUUGGUCUCAAUGGAAAUUAGCAUGAGGAUGAUAACUGUUCAAUAAAAAAAAGAGUCCUAGAGAAUUUUUUCAAUUAUGUAUUUCUUCAUGAAACAAUCUAAAAUCAAGCACCUCUCAUCAAAGUUUUAGUUCAUGUUAGGGUUAGGCUUUUUUCCACCGAGGGAUUCUCCAAAGUUUUUAUAAGUUUCACCCUACUAUUUAUUAGUGGAGAAAACAUAUUAUUAUCAUUAUUGUUAUCAUCACUAAAAUUACUGUUAUGUAUUUUUCCGAGCGAGAUCGCAAAAUGCUGUUCCUAGACUACCACUCCAUUGCUGAAAGACGUUUGGUGAAUCAUAUUAUCGAAGAAAAACGUGUCAAGAACUUGGAUGACUGUGAGUUAAUGUGCUACCUGAACGACAACUGCGUGAGUUCUAACUUCAAAAAAGAUCCGGAGAAUAAUGAACCAGUUCACAUCUGUGAACUAAAUAACGCCACGCAUCCGAGAUAUGACAAUGACUUGACAACUGAUGCCGACUUUUAUUAUCGUGGCUCGAAGGUGAGUUACAAAUCGGUUUUUCGAAAUCGUCGCCUUUGAAUAAUAUGGAAAUAAUUAUGAAUGUUUAUGCAAAUUAUCGUGCAUUUGAUCAUACAGUAUUUAGUUUCUUCUUUCACUCAAACCCUCGACCUUUCUCAAUUAUCAUUUUAGUGUUUUUUUCUCCUUCAGAAUGCUUGUGAUAAGAAUUCCCCGUGCCAACUCCCUCGGGGAUAGUAUCGUUUGGUGGGAGCUGCCGGAAUAAAAAUACCAAAAAUACGUGUGCCAGCAUACAGAUGUGGUGCAGACUGGUCAGGUUGGUUGGAUGAUGCUCAUACUACAGUGGAAGAUGGUAAAGUUAAAAAGAAGGUCUGCUUUAGUGAUCGUUUUUACGGUUGCAAAUAUGCAAUCCGAAUUUCGGUCAAAAAUUGUGGAUCCUACUUCAUCUACAAACUUUACCCACCUGCUUGUUACUCACGCUACAGUGGUACAGAUUGA